Perognathus longimembris pacificus (Pacific pocket mouse) is the source of this 2682-nucleotide messenger RNA. It is a transcript of the gene L3mbtl4, whose product is annotated as L3MBTL histone methyl-lysine binding protein 4. The record is from RefSeq and is a predicted model, not a curated record. The transcript is spliced from 19 exons. Gene Ontology annotation, biological process: regulation of DNA-templated transcription. NCBI's taxonomy places the organism in Eukaryota, Metazoa, Chordata, Mammalia, Rodentia, Heteromyidae. The coding region runs from base 99 to 1955 and encodes 618 amino acids. Gene Ontology annotation, cellular component: nucleus. Gene Ontology annotation, molecular function: zinc ion binding; protein binding.
CUUGCAUGACUGACAGACACCUCUUCUCAAGAAUCUUUUCUCCGUGACACUGGUGGACUCUCGAAUACAAAUUCACGCUAAGGAGUAUUGAAGUGGCCAUGAAACAGCCCAGUAGGAAGAGGAAGCUUAGCAUGGAUUCCAAAGAGCACGUGGGCCAAGAUGGACGCUUGGAGCAAGCAGAAGAAAAGAAGCCCAAGGACAGCACGGCCCUCUCGAGUCACGCACCUUCCACAGCAACACAGGAAGCCUGGUCCUGGGAGCAGUACCUGAAAGAACAAAAAGCCACAGCUGCACCUGUGGAGCUGUUUUCCAAGGAUCAAUCCUUUCCAGAGCAUGAAAAUGGUUUUCAGAUUGGGAUGAGAUUAGAAGGCAUUGAUCCUCGACACCCAUCGGUAUUCUGUGUGCUUUCUGUAGCUGAGGUGUGCGGUUACCGGCUGAGACUGCAUUUUGAUGGUUAUUUAAGCUGCUAUGAUUUCUGGAUUAAUGCUGGUUCCCCUGAUAUUCAUCCAGUAGGGUGGUGUGGAAGGACCAAACAUGAACUACACAUCCCUAAAGGUUAUAGAAAAGAUAAAUUUGUUUGGAUGGAUUACUUGAAGGCCUGCAAAUUACAAAAUGCUCCUAAGAAAUUAUUCAGAAACAGAAGUUCUAAUGGGCUGAUGUCUAAGGAGCUUCAGGUGGGAAUGAAGCUGGAGGCUGUGGAUAGGAAGAACCCAUCCUUGGUCUGUGUAGCAACCAUAGCAGACAUUGUGGAAGAUCGCCUCCGAGUGCACUUUGAUAACCGGGAUGAGAGCUAUGAUUACUGGUGUGAUGUUAGUAGUCCUUAUGUCCAGCCGGUUGGUUGGUGUCAGGAGAAUGGAAGACCUCUGAUAGCGCCCCCAGGAUAUACUGAUCCAGAAAACUUUUCCUGGACAGAAUAUCUGGAAGCUACUCAAACUAAUGCAGUCCCUGCCAAAGUUUUAAAAAUGAGGGGCCCUCACGGUUUUCUGCCAGACAUGAAACUUGAAGUGGUGGAUAAACGAAACCCACGCUUAAUUCGUGUUGCUACAGUCAUAGAUGUUGAUGACCAUAGAGUAAAGGUUCAUUUUGAUGGUUGGGACCAUAAGUAUGACUAUUGGAUGGGUGUAGACAGCCCGGACCUUCACCCCAUUGGAUGGUGUGAUGUAACAGGACAUCCCUUGGAAGUGCCACUUUGGGCAAAUGAUGUGAAAGUCCUUCCAGGUCAAGCUGUUUGUCCUACUCCUGGGUGCCGAGGAAUAGGCCAUAUCCGAGGUCCACGUUAUGCAGGACAUCACAGUGCUUUUGGCUGCCCGUAUUCGGACAUGAACUUGAAGAAGGAGGUCACCCUUGCUGAUGGCCUGAGAGAACAAACAGGGGUGCCUCUGAGGUCCGGCACGCCCCACUCAACACUGAACAGCCUCUGUGGUUUGAACUUCAAUGGGAAACACGCAAAGGUGAACAGUCAGCACAGACUUGUACAGCAGGCAAAAUGUUUGAAAAUCAAAGGAAAAGAAGAUGUUGACUUGGACAAUCUUUUCAGAGUUCUAGGGCUUGACCCUCAGGGCCUGGAAUACUCAGCCGAGCAGACACAACAGCCUCUUCACCCGUCCAUCUUCAUGUCUACCCAUCCAUUCCGUGACGUUUCUGUUGGCAGAGAACAGCACUUCAAGCUGCUUCCGGGCGUGGCCGGCAUCCAAGCCAGCCAAGUGGCUGGAUGGACAGUGGAGGAGGUGGCUGAGUUUGUACAGUCUCUUCUGGGCUGUGAAGAGCAAGCCAAGUGCUUCGAGAAGGAGCAGAUUGAUGGCAAAGCCUUCCUACUUCUGACACAGACAGACAUUGUCAAAGUGAUGAAGAUCAAGCUGGGCCCUGCGCUGAAGAUCUACAAUUCCAUCCUGAUGUUCAAAGCCUCCCAGGACCUCACCGAAGAUGCUGCCUUGAGCCAAGAAGCACGGGGGUGAACGUGCUCCUGAACUUGAACUUUCAGCGGCACCAGGUCCUGGACUCCUUCAGCAAUAACAGGGGUACCCACUCAUUUGAGUUUCCUGGUCCCAUUCACAGUUUAUCUGGACCCUUUAGAAAGUCUCUGUGGCUUACUUGGGUGGAGGAUUUUGUGUGGAGGAUUUUGUGUGGAGAGUGUGGGUUUGCAGUGUGGUUGUCUUGGGAGGUCAUCUGUGUUACAGAACAAAGAAGCCCACACUGUAGGUCUAUGUGCUUUCUCGUCACAAAAGAAGCCAUUUCCAUUCUGCAUUUCCAUUCUCUGGUAGUAAGAUAGCAGAAAAGCUGUGCAUAUCAGUGCAUGGUUGCCAUGUUUAUCAGCGCCACCACGGAGCGCUGACCACACUUGUCAUCCAAGGACAGCGUGUCUCAGAGAUGGAAGCCUGGUGCCUUUAAAAGACUCUUGUGAAAUUUCUAUGUGCUUUGACUCAGGAAAGUGAACUUUGAAAAAAAAUAAUAAUAAGCACAUGUUUUCAGGUUUCAUAAACUCUCCUUUUUAUUCCAUUACUAUUUAUUUAUUUAUUUUAAUUUAUUUUAUAACUAGUCUCUGGUUGUGGUCCCAAGGCGUCCUGGAGCCUACACUAAGCAUUGUGCCUAGGACUAAUAGCAAAACAGUUGACAGGCACGUCUAGAAGCUGGAGAGACUCCCCAUCUGCAGUGAGACUGCGGGCACCUCUCCUAACAGUGCAU